Molecule: messenger RNA, 1369 nt
Organism: Aureobasidium pullulans EXF-150
Lineage: Eukaryota; Fungi; Ascomycota; Dothideomycetes; Dothideales; Saccotheciaceae
Product: aromatic compound dioxygenase
Exons: 2
Coding region: 163-1128 (321 amino acids)
Biological process (GO): catechol-containing compound metabolic process
Molecular function (GO): catechol 1,2-dioxygenase activity; ferric iron binding
Source: RefSeq, a predicted model, not a curated record
CGCAUCUUCCUCUGUAUCCUUAACCUCUCUCUCCCAUCCACCAUUUCCCUCCUCAAGCCUCUCAGAAAGUUGCCUCUCCAGCACUUUCUUACUCCCCGCAUCCUCAAGAAGUCGCCUCUCUGUCCUUGCACUUCUCGCAACCUCCUACACACAUCAGCCAAGAUGUCUACCAACGCAAGAUUCGACCCUAACUUCACUCCCUAUGUCGUCAAUGCCAUGGGACCCGGCACUCCCGACCGUGCUCGUGUCGUCCUUGGUUCUCUGAUUAAGCACAUCCACGACUUCACCCGUGAGGUUGAGCUCACCCCCGCAGAGUGGAUGAUGGGUGUCGAGUUCAUCAACUCCAUUGGCCAGAUCAGCACUCCCAUCCGUAACGAGGGCCACCGCAUCUGCGAUGUCAUUGGUCUCGAAUCACUCGUCGACGAGAUUGCCAACCGCAUUGUUACCGAGCAGGGCAUGUCCCCCACCUCCAACGUCAUUCUCGGCCCCUUCUGGUCUCCCAACGCACCUUUCCGUGAGCUCGGCGACAGCAUCAUUCAAGACCACAAGGAGGGUGGCAGAGUUACAUACAUGCACGGUGUCCUCAAGGAUAUGGAGACUGGUGCUCCCAUUGAGGGUGCUGUUCUCGACAUCUGGCAGGCUUCUUCCAACGGCCAGUACGACUUCCAGGACCCCGAGCAGUCCGAGAACAACCUCCGUGGCAAGUUCAAGUCCGACAAGGAUGGCAAGUUCAACUGGUACUGCUACCACCCUACUCCCUACUCCCUGCCUACCGAUGGUCCCGCCGGUGUCCUCCUCAAGCUCAUGGACCGCUCUCCCAUGCGUCCCGCUCACAUUCACUUGAUGAUCACCCACCCCGACUACGCCACUGUCAUCAACCAGAUCUACCCCAGCGACGACCCUCAUCUCGACAUUGACUCCGUCUUCGCCGUCAAGGAUGAUCUCGUUGUCGACUUCAAGCCCAAGACCGACGACCCCAAGGCACAGCUUGACCUCGAGUACAACGUCACCUUGGCCCUCAAGAAGCACCACCCCAACCCCAACUCCGCUCCCCCAGUUUCGUCAUUCGAACGUUCAAUGGGAACCAAGAAGCCCAUCAACCCCAACCAGGCUGCUGCCAACCUGUAGAGGUGGAAUACUCAAAAGCUGGAACUUGUAUAUGAUGAAGAGAGCAUACUUUUAACGAUCUGACAUUUGUUGAGAGAUCCGAAAGGCAGGGGAGCAUAUUGUGCAUAUAUCAUGUGGUUGGAUUUACAGAGGCGUUCUGGGACUUUUUACAUCCGACUGGCCAUUUCUGCCAUCUUUCAUGUUCGCUUUCUUUUUUUGCGAUAUAUCCAACAUGAAAAUCAAUUUCUUAUUACUUCAAAAC